Molecule: messenger RNA, 2322 nt
Organism: Humulus lupulus (European hop)
Lineage: Eukaryota; Viridiplantae; Streptophyta; Magnoliopsida; Rosales; Cannabaceae
Exons: 2
Coding region: 490-2133 (547 amino acids)
Source: RefSeq, a predicted model, not a curated record
UCUUACCAUGAACAAAAGCAAAAUCAAAUUUGACUACAUUUCACAGUCAUUCAACUAUUUUAGUAAUCAAAUUUUGAAUAUAAAAGUUAUUAUAAUUGCAUAAUUAUCCUUAAAUAGUAUGAAUAUCCAUUAUACCGACAGUAAAUGAAGAGAUUCUCUCUCCCAUAUUUGCCACUUCUCUCAAGCAAAGGUUUUUUCUUUUUCUUAUACUCUCACUCACUCAUUCUUGGACUCUACAAAUUUUCCUUUUUGGCCAAAAUUCCAGCUCAUUCGAAACCCACACAACCUUUACUCAUUUCACGACCACCUCGACGGUUCUCCUGCUACCUCACACUCUCUCUCUCCUCCUCUCUGUCAUUUUCUUCUGCUCGAGAAGAAAAAUCCAUGGAAACCCGUUUGUGUUAGCGGAACUAUAAUGCCAUUUGUGAUAAAGAAAUUACUGGAAGCUGCCGAAUCCUUACUGCUUCAAGCUCCAAGCUUUUGCUUAAAAUGGUGGGUCUGAGAGAAUCGUGGUGUUUCUGCAAGGGAGUGAGCAAGUCGGAGAGAAUGAAAGGUGCCAUUUUUUCUGGCAAGGCUCCGGCGAUGGCUAGAAUCUCAGGUGCCGGAAAUGAGAUCUCCGGUACUGGUUUUUUGAUUCACAGGAACCUCCUUUUGACUACCCAUGUCAACAUUCCGUCAGUGACUGCUGCUGAAAGCGCCGAGAUCUGGCUACAGAAUGGUGUCGCUUCGAAUCUCGUUCCUCACAGGUUUUUCAUCACCAGCUCUGUUUUAGAUCUUACAAUAGUGGGUUUAGAUACCAUGGAUGGAGAUUCAAAUGCCCAAGGGCAGCAUCUUCACUUCUUGAAGACUUGUAUUAAACCAAGUUUGGAUCUGGGCAAUGCAGUAUACCUUUUAGGCCACACAGACAAAGAGGAGUUAACAGUUGGUGAAGGGAAGGUGGUGAUAGCCACUGACAAUCUCAUAAAAUUGUCCACUGAUGGAAUAAUGUGGAGCCCCGGGUCAGCCGGAUUCGAUGUACAAGGAAAUCUUGCUUUCAUGAUCUGUGAUCCCAUGAAAAUAGCUACAUCUCCAACCAACAAAUCCUCAUCCACAUCUUCGUCGUCUUCAUCGUCAUGGAAAAAGGAUCUUCCUAUGCAAUUUGGCAUCCCCAUUCCCAUCAUCUGUGAUUGGUUAAAUCAGCACUGGGAAGGUAGCCUUGAUGAUCUUAACAAACCCAAAUUACCAAUCAUAAGAUUAAUGUCCACGGGCCAGAAGAGUGAACAUUCGUGUGCUUCCUUCACUCUGAGGCCGGUUUUCAAGUCAACAGAUGCAGAUCACGAAGGCACGCCAUCUUCUUCUAACACCGUCUCAAAAGCCAGGGAUCAGGCUGGACCGAGCUGUUCUCCUGCAGCAAAUACUGUUGAAGAAGAAAUCCUUGCAGAUUCACAUACCAUGCAUAUACAGGGAAUUCCUACUCCAGAAAUUUAUGAAUCCCCAAAGUUAAAUUCUGUUCCUCUUCGGAAAAAACAAACUUCUUCAAUUCAGCUUUUGGAUAUCAAUUUCCCUCCGAAAAUGGUUAGGCCUGCAGCUAAACAGCUGCCCCCAAAUUCUGGUGAGAAUUUGAUCAAGGAUCUUCAACCAGAGAAUCCAGUAAGAGAAGAACACAUUCAGAAUAGAGGACUAGCCAGUCCUGAUGCAGAUGCUGAAGUUGCUUCAACAGGUUCUGUUAACAGUGCUCAGAGCGAGGUCCAGUCUAGCUCGUCCCCAGUUGAAAAUUUUGGGGUGCAACAAAACGGUUAUAGCAGCGAGGGUGAAACUAUGUAUUCUGCAGAAACUGCUGAGAGUCGAAACUAUACUAGUCCUAGAGAAGGAAAGUUUCAGCAAGUUGGCAGGAGCCAAAGCUGUGUGAGCUACAAUAGGUGGGGAACCGUCCAAAAAAACCCGAUGGCUCGCAGGGCUUUGCUUGAAAAUCAAAGUAGCUUCAUCCAUGGAAGAAAGAUGUAUUCUCAAGGCGCCACGUCUCAGAGAAGCAACGACUAUUACAGCCCGACUGUCUCCUCGAUCAUGAAGAAGCGAAACAACUCGGAGCAAACUAGCAGACCCCGGCCAAGCGCGGUGCAACUGCAUUCAUCCUCUCCAAGAUGGAACUUUUAAAUGAUUCUUAUCUUGUGCAAUACAUGAAAGUCAUUGACAACAAAAGUUGAUAGUGUUUUACACUUUUAUUAGCUCGCAUAUCAUUUGAGUUUCAUUAGGCAUAAUGUACCAUAUUUGUUAUGCCUGUACAUGACACUGAUCUGAGGUGAAUAAGAAAAUUCGGCCAAGUUGUGAUUUUCCUCCCAGUGA